CAGUCACAACAGCUCACAACAUUGUUGUAGGUCCUGCGCGAAACAAUAAUCUUCAAAAAUGACGACCGUCUUCGCCCGAAUAGUAAAGUUUUCAAUCGCCUACCCAGUUACCAGGGGAAUGGCUUCGUAUGCAGUAAUAUGGCCAACCGGAUGUCUAUUACAGCAAUUAGCUUUUGGAGAUGACAAAUUUGACUUCGCCAGGGCAGCUCGGUUUGGACUGUUUGGAGCAUUUUAUGUGGCCCCGACUUUAAAUGCAUGGCUAACUGUUGCACGUUACUUAUAUCCAAAGAAUGAUCUCCGUAGCGCAAUCAUAAAAGCACUUUUGGAGCAAGUAACGUACUCACCGUGCGCAAUGGUGAGCUUUUAUUUUGGUAUGUCUUUACUGGAAGGGAAGACGGUCGAGGAAGCAAAAAAAGAAGUAGAAAAAAAGUUUUUACCAACAUACCAGGUUGGUGUAGCAGUUUGGCCAUUACUGCAAGUGUUCAAUUAUACAAUGAUUCCAGAAAAAAAUAGGAUUCCAUUUGUUAGCUUAUGCAGUUUAGCUUGGAGUUCAUUUUUAGCUUACAUGAACCAUUGUAGUGUAAAAAAGGAUAACACAUUAACCAUCAAAUAAAGAAACAGAAUCAUUCCAAAAAAAAAUAAAAUAUAUAUAUAUUGUUAUAAAUAUAAAUUGUGUGUAUUGUGUAUAUUGUAUAUUAAA
This is a messenger RNA of Melanaphis sacchari, 700 nucleotides long. Its product is annotated as PXMP2/4 family protein 4-like. Bases 59 to 613 code for a protein of 184 amino acids. The transcript has 3 exons. The record is from RefSeq and is a predicted model, not a curated record. NCBI's taxonomy places the organism in Eukaryota, Metazoa, Arthropoda, Insecta, Hemiptera, Aphididae. Gene Ontology annotation, cellular component: membrane; cytoplasm.